Messenger RNA from Ictidomys tridecemlineatus (thirteen-lined ground squirrel), 2983 nucleotides. NCBI's taxonomy places the organism in Eukaryota, Metazoa, Chordata, Mammalia, Rodentia, Sciuridae. The record is from RefSeq and is a predicted model, not a curated record.
UCUUGACCGAUCAGCUAGGAGUCCAGACGUGACGGUUAAUUGAAAACUCCUGCUGGGAAGGAGGAGGAGGAAGCGUGUCCAGCACGGGAGUCGUCUUGAGGGCAGUGGUGGACUCGUGUACCUCUUUCUGAUCCAGGUUUCCACAGCUGGAUUGUCUACUAGGUCAAAUUGUCACCAAUGGCAGUAAAACUCGUUUUCAGGGGGUCAAGAUGGCAGAACUGAGGCACAGAGAGAUCAAGUAACAAACACAAGUUCAUCCGGCUGGUCUGAUGGACUAAUUGGCUUUCGUUCAGCAGGAACCUAACAGAUAAGUCCUUCUGCUGUGUAUCAAGACCAUGCUUGGUUGAAAAACUUCUGAAAAUGAUCAAAGCCGUGUUGCAAUGUGACAUGGUCAGAGGAGGACAAACAGCUUGAGGAUUUCCUGUUCAUCACAUCACAGCUUGAAGGAAGCCCCUUUCCAUCAAGCGCAACUGCAUGGCCAGCAGUCCCCACUGAAGGGUUGACAAUGAGCGUCCCAGCAGCUCCCAAGAAAUCAUGUUUCAAUCAGUCGCGGGACAACAGAAAUGGUGCGAAAAACAAUAAUGAGAGCAUCCUAAGUCUGGGAGAUACAAAUGCCAAUCAAAUCAUGUUGGAGGUCAGCUCCUCUCAGGGUGAGCCCGAGACACAGGACCUGGUGGAUGAAAUUGGAAAUGCAAAUUCAAGGGGGCCAGAACACCACACCCACUUCCUUAAGGAACCUCACCAAUAUCAGGGCUUUGGGAAAGGACCUCAGGCUGCCUCCACCAGUUUGAAAGAUUUUAAACUUUCUCCGACCAUCCAGAGGGAGCUACCUGAAGAGCAUACGAUGGAGAGAAGCACAGAUUUCCUGCAGAACCCUCGGAGUGUGCAGGGACCAAGCCUGUCAAGUUGGAGGACUGUCGUGGGUGAGGCUAGUCUAGAGGUUCUGGCUAAAAGGGAUGUUGAAAUUCCCAGGCACGUUCCCAAGGAUAAGUUGGCAAAGACCCUGGACAAUGAGGAAUUGAAAAGGCAUUCUUUGGAAAGAGCUAGCAGCUCUGCAGCUGGGCUUGGGAGCUUGACUCUGCAGCAUCAGCAGCCUGCACAACUGGAUGCCCUUGAGCCCCGGGGUCAUGUGCCUGGGGGUGGAGAAGGGCCACAGAGGACAUGGACUGACCACUCUCCAGGGGCAGCUUUCCUUCCAGCUGAUAAUACCUCAGAGGGAAAGAGUGUGCGUCCUCCUAAACCAUCUACCUCAGAAGCCAAGGAGACCAGUCCCUCAGAGACCCUGACAGAGGGUGCACACAGACUGAAUGUUUGCCAUGAGCCCGCAUCACGUGCUGCCCAUGCAGACCCUACUCUGAAUUCGACUUUGUCAUUGAAGGAAACCUUGAGUUAUCCAGAAGCACAACUAGGUCAGGGGAGGGGGGAACCAAAGCUGGAACUGAAAUAUCUUCAAUCCAGGACCGGGCAGGAGCUAAAGUCGACCCAGGCAGGGGGUCUGGGAUGUCGCAAGGAAGAGAGUAUGUCACACCAAGACAGAAAGGAGUCACAUGGGGAAGCACACAAAGAAGCCAUGUUUGCAGUUAGCAACGCUUCAAAUGGCAGCCAGCACCAUCCUGCAGGGGGAGGAGGCAACAGCCAGGAGAAGGCAGGAGUCGGUGCCAGGGUGGAGGGGCUUCUCCAGAUCACCCCCAAACAGGGUCCUGCUUCCUUGGAGGUGGCUGGAAAUCUUCCCACUGGCAAAGUGUCACCGAGUAUAGGUAAGAAGUUGAAGGAAAUGACAUCCAGCAACUUUUUGCCCAGUGAUGGCCACGUAGCUUUUGUUCCUAAUGACCUGACGGACAGCAAGCCCUUGGAUGUCAGCGAGGAGACAAAGAGGAUGGGCAGUGGGAACAGGGAAAGGACCAUGGGGUUGGCCUCAGACCCUUCUCCCGGAGAGAGCAAAACGGAGUCCCGGAACCCUCAAAGCAGCUGCUUAGGAGCAGGGGGAAAAGAGACCACAGUACCCAUGGUGGAAAGUGAGAACCUUCCAGAAGAUGCAGCCAAGAGUGAAAUCACCCCAUCAAGAGCAGAGUCAAGUCUCAGUACCCCGGCUCCUCUCCACCCAGAGACAACUGUGAACACGACCCACCAGCCCACGCCACCCAGUAGCAGUUUUCAGGACCUUGGUGUGUUCAGUGUGAACGCAGGGUCACCCUCAGCAGUGCCACCCGCCACUGAUGGUGUGCGGCUGCUCAACACAUCCCCCAAAGUGCCUGAGAAGAACACCUGCCCCAGUGGGAUCCCUAAGCCUGUUGUCGCACCUUCCAAGGACACACCUGCCUCAGAGGAAGGAAUGGAGAAGCAUCAGGCUGAAAAAACAGAGGAAAGGACAGACGUGAAGCCCAUCAUCAUGCCCAAGCCCAAGCAUGUGAGGCCCAAGAUCAUCACCUACAUCCGGAGGAAUCCACAAGCCCUGGGCCAGGUGGACACUUCACUGGUCCCCGUGGGGCUUCCCUAUGCCCCACCAGCCUGUAGCAUGCCUCUUCCCCAGGAGGACAAGGUGGCAAGUGCAGACCUUAAGCCAUCAGCUAGUCUCUAUGAGAAAUUCAAGCCAGACUUGCAGAAGCCAAGGGUCUUCAGUUCUGGAUUGAUGGUGUCUGGCAUCAAGCCCCCAGGACAUCACUUCAGUCAAAUAAGUGAAAAGUUUUUGCAGGAGGUGACAGACCAUCCUGGAAAAGAAGAAUUUUGUUCUCCUCCCUACACUCACUACGAAGUCCCUCCGACUUUCUAUCGGUCAGCCAUGCUUCUGAAGCCCCAGUUGGGACUGGGUGCCAUGUCCCGCCUACCCUCUGCAAAGAGCAGGAUUCUGAUAGCGAGUCAGAGGUCUUCAGCAAGUGCCAUCCACCCACCGGGACCCAUAACAACAGCUGCCAGUCUCUACAGUUCUGAUCCUUCAGGUAACAGUCCAACAGUCGCUGCCUUUUCUUAAAAAAUGCGGUAACCU